Gordionus sp. m RMFG-2023 is the source of this 3070-nucleotide messenger RNA. RefSeq names its product endothelin-converting enzyme homolog. The coding region runs from base 1 to 3039 and encodes 1012 amino acids. Gene Ontology annotation, biological process: protein processing. Lineage: Eukaryota; Metazoa; Nematomorpha; Gordioida; Chordodea; Parachordodidae. Gene Ontology annotation, molecular function: metalloendopeptidase activity. Gene Ontology annotation, cellular component: plasma membrane. The record is from RefSeq and is a predicted model, not a curated record. The transcript has 18 exons.
AUGUCCAUCAAAUUCAAAUGUUUAACUUUGACUUUUAUAUUAGUCCAAUUUUCGUACUUAGAAAGUAACGAUUGGACACCGAACAAAAAAAAAGAUAAAUUUUUUAACCCUUCCAUAAUUAAGCGAGAGGAUAUAGAUGUGGACGGUGAGUUUGGUAGGUCGAACCCUUCUAGGACAGAAAAAUAUAUUCGAUCAGACAAGUUUGCGAAACGCUCCUCAGAUUUGAUCUAUAAUCGCAUCGACGAAGAUGCCAAUAAAAACAUAAAAAACGCGAUUCAAAACGCAUCAUCGCUUAAACGACGCUCUAUCGAUAACAGUAGCAAUAAAAUAGUAUUGGAGAAAGAGAACUUGGAGGUUAUAAGAUUAAAAAAUGUGAUUUCGAAAGGUAUCCUUAUUUUGACGAAUGACGUAUCGGACAAAGAGACGAAUUCUAGCAACUCAAUCGAAUCAGAGCAGGAUAUAUCGAAUGUGGAUGAAGGUGCGAAAGAGGAAAAAAUGGAUAAUAAAAAAAGUGAAUAUUUUACGGCUAACAAAUCGCUAAGCGAUGAAAAGGUGGUUAACAAGUCCCAUAAUGAUGAAAUAGAAAAUUGUAUGAGUCCUAAUUGCAUCUCGAUAUCGGCUAGACUACUAAAUUCAAUGAAUCUUUCAGUAGAUCCCUGCGAUGACUUUUAUAACUAUGCGUGUGGUGGUUGGAUCAAUGAUAAUAACAUACCAGAUGGGUCAUCCUCUUGGAGUCAUUUUCAGGCCCUUUAUCAAAAGAAUCAAUAUAUCUUGCGCAAAAUUUUAGAAACGAAGAAUAAGACCUUCGACAGCACGGCAGAGGAAAAAGCCAGGAUUUAUUAUGAAUCGUGUCUCGAUCAAGAUGAUGUAAUCGAAUCCUUAGGUGGGGACCCCAUUUUAAAUUUGCUCGAUAAAUACGGGGGUUGGAAUUUUUCUGUCUUAAAAACUCCUCUAAAAUCAUCUGAAGACAAUGUUACCGAGAUUGACGACGAAAAGGACGAAGAUCUCUUAUUGGCCAAAAUGUUGCCAAGGGAAUGGGAUUUUCAGGAAAAAAUGGAACGACUCACCGUAGAUUUCGAUCUUGGCCUGAUAUUUUCUGUUUACAUAACGGACGACGAUAAGAAUUCCACCCAAAACGCAUUAUUCAUAGAUAUAGGCAGCACGAGUCUACCCGAUUCAGACUUCUAUUUCAACGUAACCACAAUAGAAAAUUUAGAAAUACUGACAGCCUACUUGAAAUAUAUGAUUAACGUUGGCUCUCUCCUCGAAUCUAAGAUAGAAAGACGUCGGCUGUUAUCCGAAUUAGAAGAGAAACGACGGCUGUCAAAAUCGAGAGCGAAAAGAUUACUCGAGAUAAAACGGAAAGAGGAGGAGAAGAAGAAAAAAUUAUCAGCCCACCCCCCGGAAUCUAGUUCUAUAUUAGAGGGCGAUAAGCCCGUUCUGAGACGAAGAGUCGAAAAUGUUCAUACCGUGUUUGAAAGGCUCAUGAAGCGCAAAGUGAGACAAGAGAAUUCUUAUUUGGAUUCUUCGGAUAUUGUCGGCAACGGCGAUACUAAAAAUGGCAGUUUUCGCAAAUCAGCCUAUCUCAAUUAUUUUCGAUUAUUAACAAAAUCUAUGGCGAAUAUACUGGCAUUCGAAGGGAGGAUUGCUAAUUUUACACCUUCCUCUGAAAGCUUAAAAGAUAUAGAGAAAUACUACAAUCCCAUGACAUUAAAAGAAAUCGACCAAAAAUAUGACUUUAUGAAUUGGACCACUUACCUUAACAAAUUAUUCGGUCUGGUAAACUUGACUCUUACGUCCGAUCAAAUCGUAAUCGUGAGAUCAACGGAUUACUUCGCUAAUUUGACCCUCCUGAUUAAAGAAUACCUAUCGAGUGCUGAAAAGAGAACAAUCUUGAACAAUUACUUUAUGUGGCACGUCACUAAGAAGAUGCUACCAUACCUGUCCAGCGAAUUUAGGGCGACCCUUCGGCCAUUGAGUAAAGCUAUUAAAGGAUCUACCGAUGGUGUCGAUACUUGGAAAGCUUGCCUCUCCGAUACCAAUAGUAUCAUAGGAUUCCCCCUUGGAUCGUUGUAUAUUAAAGAAGAAUUUCAAGGGCGAGAUAAAACUUUGGUGAACACUAUGAUAGACAGUAUUAAAGUUUCGUUCAAAAAACAGUUGACAGGUGUAGAUUGGAUGGACGAAGACACUAAAAAAGUGGCUGCCGAAAAGGUAGAUGCCGUUAAAAACAAGAUCGGAUUUCCUGAAUAUUUACUGGAUUCAAAGUUAUUGGAUGAAAAAUACGAAGGGUUGGAGUUCAGUGUGGACGAUUAUUUCGGAAACAAUCUAAGGCAGAUUCCUUUUUACGUGCGAAAAGCUCUCCGUAAGCUAAAACUUCCCGUUGACAAGUCUAGAUGGUCCUUAACACCUCACACGGUAAAUGCGUAUUAUUCGGCUAGCGCCAACGAAAUGGUCUUUCCUGCUGGUAUUCUGCAAUCCCCUUUUUAUGAUAGCAAUUUCCCGAAAUCACUCAAUUUUGGUGCCAUGGGCUUUAUAGUAGGCCAUGAACUCACUCAUGGAUUUGAUGACACAGGGAGGCAAUUCGAUAUAAAUGGCAAUCUUAGAUCGUGGUGGAACGAAACCUCCGUCAAAAAUUUCAACGAAAAAGCCGAAUGCCUGAAGGAUCAAUAUUCUAAUUUCACAUUGGCAAGGCUAAAGAUAAAUGGUGAACAAACACUCGGCGAGAACAUAGCCGACAAUGGCGGAUUGAAGGCCACAUUUUCUGCAUUUCAAUCUUUCAAAUCAUCGAAUCCAAUGGAUACCACAAUUUUACCAGGUUUGAACAUGACCGAUGAUCAACUGUUCUUUCUCUCUUUUGCUCAAGUAUGGUGCUCGGUUGAUAGCAGGAAGUCUCUCUUUUUCGAAAUCCUAAAAGAUUCGCAUAGCCCUAAUAAAAUCAGAGUUUUGGGAACACUAUCCAAUUCUGUAGAAUUUUCCAAUGCAUAUAAUUGCGCAGCCAAAUCUCCAAUGAAUCCAGAUAAUAAAUGUUCGGUAUGGUGAAUUUUUCGAUAUAUUAUUUUAUUCUCAGUUU